UGCUGAAAAGAUGCAGGUUGCUCAGCUUGAGUGGGUCAGUGUGGGGAAAGCUCUCAGAGAGGCGGCAGCAGAGACAGAACGGAAAUACCAGGCACGUGGGUUUGGGUUCUUGGGGGGCAUUUUGUGCAUGACUUUCUUUUCUCCCAGCAGAUCCACACACCAGCAUGGCUGCCACUGCUGCUGUCAGUCCCAGUGACUACCUGCAGCCCGCUGCCUCCAGCACCCAGGAUUCCCAGCCAUCUCCCUUAGCCCUACUUGCUGCAACAUGUAGCAAAAUUGGGCCUCCAGCUGUUGAGGCUGCUGUGACGCCUCCUGCUCCCCCACAGCCCACACCACGGAAACUGGUCCCUAUCAAACCUGCCCCUCUCCCUCUCAGCCCCGGCAAGAAUAGCUUUGGAAUCUUGUCCUCCAAAGGAAACAUACUCCAGAUUCAAGGGUCACAACUGAGUACAUCCUAUCCUGGGGGUCAGCUGGUGUUCGCCAUCCAGAAUCCCACUGUGAUUAACAAAGGGACCCGAGCAAAUGCCAACAUCCAGUACCAGGCAGUCUCUCAGAUUCAGGCGAGCAGUGGCCAGACCAUCCAAGUACAGCCCAAUCUCGCCAACCAAAUCCAGAUCAUCCCUGGCACCAACCAAGCCAUCAUCACCCCCUCACCAUCCGGUCACAAGCCUGUCCCCAUCAAGCCAGCUCCUGCCCAGAAGUCAAGUACAACGACCGCUCCCGUGCAGAGCGGGGCCAAUGUGGUGAAGCUGACAGGUGGGGGUGGCAACGUGACCCUUACUCUGCCUGUCAACAACCUUGUGAACACCAGCGACACCGGGGCCUCCACUCAGCUCCUCACAGAGAGUCCUCCCAUCCCGCUGUCCAAGACGAAUAAGAAAGCCAGGAAGAAGAGUCUUCCUGCCGCCCAGCCCUCGGUGGCUGUGGCUGAGCAGGUGGAGACGGUGCUGAUCGAGACCACAGCGGACAACAUCAUCCAGGCAGGAAACAACCUGCUCAUUGUUCAGAGCCCUGGCGGGGGCCAGCCAGCUGUGGUCCAGCAGGUCCAGGUGGUGCCCCCCAAGGCCGAGCAGCAGCAGGUGGUGCAGAUCCCCCAGCAGGCCCUGAGAGUGGUGCAGGCGGCAUCUGCCACCCUCCCCACUGUCCCCCAGAAGCCCUCCCAGAACUUUCAGAUCCAGGCGGCCGAGCCAACGCCUACUCAGGUCUACUUCCGUACGCCUUCCGGUGAGGUGCAGACGGUCCUUCUCCAGGACAGCUCCCCAGCAACAGCUGCAGCCACCUCCGCCACCACCUGUAGCAGUCCUGCACCCCGUGCUCCCCAUCCGAGCGGGACCAGCAAAAAACACUCAGCCGCGAUUCUCCGGAAAGAGCGGCCCCUGCCAAAGAUCGCCCCUGCCGGGAGCAUCAUCAGCCUGAAUGCAGCCCAGCUGGCGGCGGCGGCCCAGGCCAUGCAGACCAUCAACAUCAAUGGUGUCCAAGUCCAGGGUGUGCCUGUCACCAUCACCAACGCCGGCGGGCAGCAGCAGCUGACGGUGCAGAACGUUUCUGGGAACAACCUGACCAUCAGCGGGCUGAGCCCCACCCAAAUCCAGCUGCAGAUGGAGCAGGCCCUGUCUGGAGAGGCCCAGCCCGGGGAGAAGCGGCGCCGCAUGGCCUGCACAUGUCCCAACUGCAAGGAUGGGGACAAGAGGUCCGGAGAGCAGGGCAAGAAGAAGCACGUGUGCCAUAUCCCCGACUGUGGCAAGACUUUCCGGAAGACAUCCUUGCUGCGGGCUCACGUGCGCCUGCACACCGGCGAGCGGCCCUUUGUCUGCAACUGGUUCUUCUGUGGAAAGAGGUUUACACGAAGUGAUGAACUCCAGCGGCACGCUCGCACCCACACAGGGGACAAACGCUUUGAGUGUGCCCAGUGUCAGAAGCGCUUCAUGCGGAGUGAUCACCUCACCAAACAUUACAAGACGCACCUGGUCACGAAGAACUUGAAGGGGCUCUGCUGCCCCACACUCGCCUCUGCUGAAGCCCUUGGCUCUGCCCUGGCCCUUGCCUCUCACCAGACCGGGGACACUGGCUCUGCCCAAUGAGACGUUCUAAACCAGGACGAGUGGGAACCUUUAUUUCCAAAGGAAAAACGUGAAUUUCACUCCAUCGAGGAGCAAAGUGAGUCCUCCCCGCCCCCCCCCCAACACUGCGAGAGUCGCAUCAUCGUGCCAUGCCCCGCUCUCCUGCACCUCCCUGGCCCCGGCACCUCAGACGCCCAGGCCCUGCCCCCAGGGCACCACCCAGGGCACCACCGGCAUCCACCUCCUGCCAGGCUCAAGAGGCCGCCUCCACUCCACAUGCCCGCUCUGCCACAGCUCUUCUCCAGCACAUUCCAACUUUCUAUUUAAAAAUGAAACUACCACGGACUCCCUGAUCCCCCUUUUUCUAUGGAGAACGUUGCCUUAUACUCUAUUUCAGAUAAUGAACACUGUGUAUUGUGUGUGCUUUAAAGUUUUAUUUAAUUGCUCCCUUCCUCCUGUACUGUUACUCACGCCCCCAUACCUGCUUUCAGUUUAGGGUUUUGGGGGGCAGUGAUGAGCAUAUGGGUUUUUUUCUCACUAGCAGUUCUCUUUUCUAAAUAACACAGCAUUUCAAUUUGAAUCUGGAUUCAGAUAAAAACUUCACAUCCUCAACCUUUCCACGCUCCCUUCAUCUCACCUACCCCUACCGGCCCAAGCUCUAGUUAUGUACAGUGUAUAUUGUAUAAUAGACAAUUGUGUCUACUACAUGUUUAAAAACAUAUUGCUUGUUAUUUUUGAGGCUUUUAAAUUAAUAAACAAAAUACAACUUUAUUUUUAGUUGUAACUGCUUGAGGUAUGUUUUAUGAUUGACAGAUUUGUUAUCCUUUAUUAACGAUGUACUUCGUUGUUCAGCAUUGGGCUGACAAAAAUUUUUUCUUGCUAAUAAAUUUAGUUGCCUGAGGCAAAACCCGCAA
Molecule: messenger RNA, 2974 nt
Organism: Myotis davidii
Lineage: Eukaryota; Metazoa; Chordata; Mammalia; Chiroptera; Vespertilionidae
Gene: SP2
Product: Sp2 transcription factor
Exons: 7
Coding region: 165-2081 (638 amino acids)
Biological process (GO): regulation of transcription by RNA polymerase II
Molecular function (GO): RNA polymerase II cis-regulatory region sequence-specific DNA binding; DNA-binding transcription factor activity, RNA polymerase II-specific
Source: RefSeq, a predicted model, not a curated record